AAAUAACCCAACCCAAAACCCUCCUCUUCAGUUUUUGUGGCAGAACUCAGAAGCAAGCGGCUCUGUUCAAGCAGAAGCAGAAAAUAGAGAAAGACGAUCUUUUUAUUCAGUCAACCAAAUCUAAAUCCUAAAACUAUGGAACCCACCUAAAGCAGUUUUCUUCUAGCUUCGAGUCUUCCCCCAGGAGCAAAGCUAGGUGAUAUGGGUGGAGCACUUCUAGGCUUGCCAGGACCCUGGGCCAAGGACAACAGUGAGCCCUCUGAUCAUUACACCACAAAAAUUGGUGGUCUUCCGGAUUGGCCUUUCCUCAAAGAUGCCAUAAACCCAGGUCUUCUAGAAUGCAGUCAAUGUGGGAGUAAGCUCUGUCUUGUUGCACAGGUUUAUGCUCCAAUUUCGAUUGAAGAUUUAAAGAUAGAGGAGCGUUUUCUUCUUGUUUUUGGUUGUGUGACCCCUACUUGUGGGGGAACUCCUCUUAGUUGGCGAGCUGUUCGGAUUCAGAAAGUAGAGAAUGUGAAUGAAUCGUCCCCCAUAGUUACCCCAGAAAAAUCUGAAUCUCCUGUUUCCGUUUCUACAAGUAAAUGGUGGGGGAGUUUGGAUGAUGACGAUGAUGAAGAUAUAGAUCUUGAGGAAUUGGGAAAAGCAUUUGCAGAAACUGCAAGCGUGACUCCUGAAUCCAAGAAGUCAGAUAGCAAGCAACAUACUAAGGGUGUUGUGAAGCCUUCAUCUUUAAGUCCACAAACAAGAGUAGUAGAUAAGGACACACCAGUGAUGCCUUGCUUUUACAUUUAUACUGAGGACGAGCCAUCCUCAAGGGGUGUUUCUUCUGUAUGUUCAAGUUACUCAUCACUUUCCAUCAAGGAGAAAGAUAGUGAUAUUGAAGAUCAAGGACAAGAAGAAACUUGGGAAGCAGAAAGUUAUGAGUAUGAUAAAGCUUUGACUGCUGACAGGACUUACCUUAAGUUCAAGAAAAAAUUGGAUGCAUCCCCAGAGCAAUGUUUCAGAUAUGCAUUUGGUGAGAAGCCACUGCUGGCUACAAAGGAGAUUGGUGACCCUGGAAAGUGCAAGCUUUGUGGUGCUUCAAGGUGCUUUGAGAUGCAGCUGAUGCCACCAUUAAUAUAUUUUCUUCAAGAAGAAGCAGAUGAUCUUCAGAAAAAGAUUCUGGAAAACUGGAACUGGUUGACGCUUGCUGUCUAUACUUGUUGCAAGAGCUGUUCUAAGAAGUCUGAUCAAGGCGAGUCUACCUGUGGUGGUUGGGUUGUGGCAGAAGAGACUGUUAUUCUGCAGUCUGAUGAAACCUUACAGGAAUGUUCUCAACUUGGUUAUUUCUCAUGAUUUAUAGCAUUACUUUUGGAAAAGAGAAAUGAGGGGUGCAUUGAAGUCAAUUUUUUUCUUCGAAUGAAUGCUUAGUUGCUAUUCAUAAUGAUGAGUCAUGAUAAAUUGUGCUCUAAUUAAGCUGUGCUAUUCAUUGGCCUUGCAAUUUUCAAACACACAGCACAGGGAUUUGCCUCUUCUUGUUUUGGUAAUAUUUUUGUAGUUUUACCUAACAGUUACUCAUUUGAUUGUUACUAUAUGAGAUUUUGAAGGCAUUGGAAGGUUGUAGAAACAAAAAUGAAUGGAGAUAUUAAAU
This is a messenger RNA of Rubroshorea leprosula, 1627 nucleotides long. NCBI's taxonomy places the organism in Eukaryota, Viridiplantae, Streptophyta, Magnoliopsida, Malvales, Dipterocarpaceae. The record is from the annotation of a GenBank genome assembly.